AUGGCCAUGGACGCAGCCGCCAAACGCUUCUUCGCCUCGCCCUACUUCGCCGUCGUGGGGGCCAGUCAAGACCAAUCCAAGUUCGGAUAUAAGAACAUGGCAACAACAUUCUCACGUUGUUCCUCUCCGGGGAAAACAGUCUUCGCAUGGUAUCACACACACAGUCUCCCGGUAGUGCCGAUCAACCCAACACGACCAACAAUCUCGACGCCAUCCAAGAGCUACAACACCGUCCCUUCUGUCUCGGCGCUUCCACAAUCAGCGGAAACGGCGCUGUCGUUCCUCACACCACCGGCCGUGACGCGCAAAGUGUUGCAGGAAGCCCAGGCCGUGGGAGUCAAGGCCGUGUGGCUGCAGCCCGGCAGCUUUGAGCCGCAGGACCUCGAGUACGCCAAGAACCACUUCGAGAGUGCGGUCGGUGGCUAUGAGGAUGGUACGGUCGGUGGGGAGGGCUGGUGUGUGCUUGUUGACGGGGAGGACGCCCUGGACGCCGCGGGGAGGAAAUGGGGUCGGCAGAAGUUGUAG
This is a messenger RNA of Exophiala bonariae, 525 nucleotides long. RefSeq lists its product as uncharacterized. The record is from RefSeq and is a predicted model, not a curated record. Bases 1 to 525 code for a protein of 174 amino acids. The transcript is spliced from 2 exons. NCBI's taxonomy places the organism in Eukaryota, Fungi, Ascomycota, Eurotiomycetes, Chaetothyriales, Herpotrichiellaceae.